Toxoplasma gondii ME49 is the source of this 1420-nucleotide messenger RNA. RefSeq lists its product as hypothetical. Bases 349 to 675 code for a protein of 108 amino acids. The record is from RefSeq and is a predicted model, not a curated record. Lineage: Eukaryota; Apicomplexa; Conoidasida; Eucoccidiorida; Sarcocystidae. The transcript is spliced from 4 exons.
CAUUUUCUCCUGCGCUAUAUACUGUCCUUGUUUUUGGCUUUCGCUGGAGACACUUUGCUGUGUGCAGGAGAUUUUGUACCUCAAGUCUGAGUGGAAAACAAUGAAAGCGACGAAAACAUGAGCUGAUGUGUGGGAGUUUCCGACGUCAGCAACUUGGCCAGGCGCUGAUCUUCUGCGAAUCGCCGAGGAGUCGUUUUUGGCUUGGUAGUUCCGGAUUCUUCAGGAAAGACCUGUGCGUCAAGGUAGGGUCAUUUUGGGCCGGGCAGUAAAAUUCUGUGGUUCAUCCGUAUCCGUCAAAAGAGGGACGAUUUCUUUCUCUGCAUCUGACCCCCAAUAACUGGGGACGAGAUGCACAGACUGCAUAUACUUCACCGCCAGGUCAACACUAUGAUGAUGAACAACGACCCUAGUCCUGCGCGCACUGGAAGUGCCCAGAAAUGUUGCUGCAGUUUCUGCAAGAAAGAACGUACAGAAGCAGCAAGUCGCGAAUCCGGUGGAUCCGGUGUAUCUGAACGCCAAGAACGUGAAGCUCCCCCAGCCCAGGACAGUGCAGACGACCCGUAUAGUGCAAUGCUGAGCCGACAAGGACGAACGAGCGCUCCACGUGUGGGUGGGUGCCCCUUUGCUGGCAUGAUGUCGACAGGCGUUUGCCCCGUCACGGGGAAACACGCUUAGGCGCUCCCUUUGUUGCUCUCAUUUCUAAACCGCGUUGUCGUAGUGGCAGUGUUUCACAGAGGUCUCUUCCCAGCUACAGUUUCUCAGCAACGCGUACAGAGAAGAUAAUUUGAGCCGUCUGCUGAGGAGUUCCCCGUGUGUUGUCCCGCAGUUCGUGUUGCUACCAGUCUCCGCUCACGAGAAUACCAAACAUAUUUUAACUAAACCAGUGAACAAACGAAUACGGGAGCUCAAUGUGCGCGGCCGCAGUUUGGUGCAGUGACUGCAGCAAAUAUUGCAUUCAGCACCUUUCUAGCGUGUGGGCCAGGUUUGUGGAGAGCUAAGGCGACGACAUAUGUGAACAGGCGUGCACGGCAUCACUAGAAAAUAACAUCUCUGCGUUUGAUUUGGGAAAGUAUAUGCAAACAGUGCAUGUGACGUAUUUCUUUUCAAACACGUACCGUCGCGUUGAUCGUGUGAUGCUAAAUUGGUAGUGGGAUGGGAGUCGGACUUGCUUCCAUUGAACCUCAAGCUUCUAUCACUCAACCUUUAUGACUGGAAUACCUGUUCAGAUAGAUCAAGGAAAUGUCGCGUGAUUCCCUUCAUCACACACAGUACGAUACAUGGAGCAUCUAUGCCGUUUAAAACAACCCCUUCCGGGUAUAGGAGCCAACAAAUCAACUUCGAUUUUCUUCUCAGCCGCCAGAGACUCUUCAAGAUCGCAUUCCGUCGAGAUGCGCUAGCGAAAAUGCUAUACUGGCGUCGU